GUUGCCCGAAAUCUGAAUCUCAUUGCUCGAAGUGGCCAGGCUAUAGCCCUUGUGGGAGCAUCAGGCUGUGGAAAGAGUACCGUGAUUCAGCUUCUUGAGAGAUUUUACGAGCCGGACAGUGGAAAUAUUAAAAUCGAUAACAACGAUUUGAAGCGGUUGUGUCGGGUUCAUCUUCGCAACAACAUCGCUCUCGUGGGCCAAGAACCUGUCCUUUUCAAGGGGUCGAUAAUUGAAAACAUCACGCUUGGACUGGAUGGUGUUAGUGUGUCUGAAGUACAGGAGGCCUGUAGGCAGGCUAAUGCGGCCAACUUUGUUGAGGCUUUCCCUCUGGGAUACGAGACGGAUGUCGGCGAGAAAGGAGGUAGCCUCUCAGGUGGACAGAAGCAGCGUAUUGCUAUAGCCAGAGCGUUGAUUCGUAAGCCGAAGAUCAUUCUGUUGGAUGAAGCCACAAGUGCGCUCGAUACCGAAAGUGAAAAGGUACUAGCCUUGUGCAACGCGCUGAACGAAGCGAGCCAUGGAAGGACGUCUGUGACAAUUGCACACCGAUUGAGCACUGUGAGAGACGUUGAUAGGAUAUACUACAUUGAAAAUGGUGCGGUUGUUGAAUACGGGACACACGAAGAGCUCAUUGAUGCCGAUGGCAAAUAUGCCCUGUUGGUAAAAGGCACAACAGCUGGCCAGAGCUGA
This is a messenger RNA of Ostertagia ostertagi, 687 nucleotides long. The record is from the annotation of a GenBank genome assembly. Lineage: Eukaryota; Metazoa; Nematoda; Chromadorea; Rhabditida; Trichostrongylidae.